CUCUGUGACAGGGCUGGGCAGGCAGAGGCUUCUCAGGUUCAAGGGAGACGAGGGAGCAUGCAGGACCCGGGUCCUAGCUCCUCUUACUACUCCGCAUUCCCCGACACGGCUGAUGGACCGGUUCGUCCACCUUCACCACCUUCUUCACCUCGACUGAAUGGCAGUACUCUUGCCGGUCCUUCGACGGAUGAGACUCUCUACGCGAUCCUGAACCUUCCUCGCAAUGCUUCGGAAGCAGAGAUCCGUGAUCGUUAUCGAUCGCUCGCAUCGACAUUUCAUCCCGAUAGACAGCGAGAUGACGCGGCGCGUCGAGCUGCCCAUGGACGUUUUCAAGAGAUUCAACGUGCUUAUGAAGUCUUGACGGAUCCGACGAAACGGAUGAUCUACGACAUGUUUGGAGAGGAAGGAUUGAGGACUUCGUGGGAAGUAGGACAUCGAGUCAAGACUCCUGCAGAGCUGAGAAAGCAUUUCGAAAAGCAAUCUAACGCCAAACGACAGUUGGAGAUUGACGCCUUGGUUAAAUCAAGAGGCGAUAUGACGGUCGUCUUCGAUGCUCGAGCUGUAUUCUUGCCAAAGAGCGUUUUCCCCCAUCCUGAACGAUUAAAACAUGAUGCAAUCUCGAGAAUACAGAGGACAAGACCUGGACGUAUUGCCAUGAAGCAUUCUUUCGAGGUACCUCUAUCGGAACGGACGCAGUUCAUCUGUGCGGGUCAAAUGAUCGCUCGGAAUGGACAAGGAGGAGCAAACGUUGUCGGAACGAUCAAGCACCAAUUUUCGCCGAGAUUAUGGAUCGAAGUCGGCACUGGAUUGUUGCCGCCAAGGGCAUUGAACAUGAAGGGGACAUAUACAGUGGAUGAGAAUACAUACGUGACUGUCAAUGCUGUGGCGCAGACUCUGGCUGCUCCUCCGCGAAUGUCGAUAAGUUUGGGUCGGAGGAUCUACGCCCAGACUACAGGAUUUAUCACCUACAAAUCAGGUUUUUUCAACCUCGGCUCCUGGGGUCUCUCCCUUCCGCCUCAAUUGGCCUUGUCUGAUAGGUCAGGUUUGUCAGUAGGAGCCACAACGGCGAAUCGUGACGGAACGGGAUGGACCGUAGAGACGCAAGCAGGGCUGAACGACUCGCAUAUAUCUGCAGAUUGGUCGACCAGGAUAUUAGGCGUCAGGGUCAAGCUUGGUGUUGCUGGAGGGUCCUCGGAUGGGAUCAACGCAUUUGUAGAUGCUGAAUCGAAAGUAUCCAACACGACCAGAGUUGGCUACAUGGUCCAGGCGGAGUUUGCGGGCGGUAUCACGGCCAGAAUACGAUUCGCUCGAUUAGGUCAACGUAUAGCCAUUCCGAUCGUCUUGGCACCCAACGUCAACCCAUAUGUUCUAUUUGGAUUCACCUUUGUCCCUGCAGCAGGGUAUGCAGUCCUUCACCAUUUCUAUCUCUCGCCACGCCGUCGCCGGCGUAUAAAAGAACGCGUUCAGGAAUUGAGAGAAGAGAACGCUGAAAUGAUCGCUCAAAAGAAGAUGGAGGCUCACGAGGCUGUUCAAGUGAUGGAGCGACCGACGGCUCUGAAGCUAGCCGCAGAACAGGAAAAGAGGGGCCUCAUCAUUAUUUCUGCUCACUACGGUCUCGCGAGCGCUUUCACUGAACGUGGGCGUCGCGAGACGGGAGGAGCGGAAGAUAUCAUCGAUGUGACUGUACCUGUGCAGGCUCUGGUCAACGAUAGCAGAUUGAUCAUCCCGGGUGGACGGGGCAAGCAUGCUCUGCUUGGAUUCUGGGAUCCAUGCAUCGGAGAGCGCAAGAAGCUGCGCAUACGGUAUAGCUUCCGGGACACCUUGCAUGAGGUCACUGUGGAUGAUACAGCUGCGGUCAGGGCGCCGCUAAAGGAACACUUGUUGGACUCGGGCCGGUAGCCCUGACCUACAUGACAAUCGCUCAUACACAUCUCAUAAUGCAUCGACUGCAUCUCAU
Molecule: messenger RNA, 1957 nt
Organism: Kockovaella imperatae
Lineage: Eukaryota; Fungi; Basidiomycota; Tremellomycetes; Tremellales; Cuniculitremaceae
Exons: 8
Coding region: 58-1899 (613 amino acids)
Biological process (GO): cristae formation
Source: RefSeq, a predicted model, not a curated record